Molecule: messenger RNA, 1827 nt
Organism: Urocitellus parryii (Arctic ground squirrel)
Lineage: Eukaryota; Metazoa; Chordata; Mammalia; Rodentia; Sciuridae
Gene: Ube3d
Product: ubiquitin protein ligase E3D
Biological process (GO): proteasome-mediated ubiquitin-dependent protein catabolic process; protein monoubiquitination; protein polyubiquitination
Cellular component (GO): cytosol; ubiquitin ligase complex; nucleus
Molecular function (GO): cyclin binding; ubiquitin conjugating enzyme binding; ubiquitin protein ligase activity
Source: RefSeq, a predicted model, not a curated record
GAGCGAUCUGGUGCUGCAGCUGCCACUGUGGUCGCCUCCUCUAUUUCAGCUGCACGUGCAACUGCUCCUGUCCCUGGUGGCCCGGGUUCGUGAGAACCUCCGUCUCAAUCCAGGGCGGACCGGGUGCUGGCGAUGGAAGCCAGUGCGGUGGAGACGCGUGUGUUCGUGGAGGUGCGCAGACGGCUGCAGAGCGCGCUGCUGAUCGUGGGGGAGCCAAAAGAAGGAGGUAUGCCCAUGGAUGUUUCCAUAAUGCCAUCCUUGCUCCAGAUGAAAACCCCCACAGGCUGCACAGAGGUUCAGCUCCCAGCAGAGGUCAGGCUUGUACCUUCUUCUUGCCGUGGACUGCAGUAUGUCGCUGGAGAUGGACUGCACCUUCGGCUGCAGGCACAUACAGAAUUCAGCACAAAACUGAUUUCAAUAUUUAAUCAAAGCUUACAAGCCCAAGAAUGUUGCACAUUUUAUUGCCAGUCCUGUGGUGAAGUCAUAAUAMGGGACAGGAAGCUUCUCAGGAUUCUCCCACUGCCGAGUGAGAACUGGGGAGCUCUCGUUGGAGAGUGGUGUUGUCAUCCUGACCCCUUUGCUAAUAAGCCACUUCAUCCAAGAGAGAAUGACUGUUUUAUUGGAGACUCUUUCUUCUUGGUAAAUAUAAGAAAUGAUUUGUGGCAGUUUUCCAGAAGGGAUGACCUUAUGUCCAGAGUUGCAGAGUUCUUUUUCCUUGACCAUUUCUUCAAGGAACCAAAAGCAAAUACCAAAGUAAUUUGUAAGCGUUGCAAGGUAAUGUUGGGAGAGAUCAUGUCAUCAGAAACCACUAAGUUUUAUAUGACAGAGAUAAUUAUUCAACCAUCUGAGAGAAGUUUUCCUAUCAUACCAAGGUCUCAGUUUGUUCAGAGUGUUAUUGCCCAGUGUCUGGUGGAACUCUCCUCUGCUAGAAGCACUUUUAGAUUCACUAUUCAAGAUCAGGAUAGUAAAGUGUACAUCUUGCUCUGGCUUUUAAACUCAGACAGUGUGGUGAUUGAAUCUUUGAGUUCCGACCAUAUCAAAAAGUUCCCCCUUUUGGAAGAUACAUUAAAAGCAGGCUUCAGUUCUGCCUGGAAUGCUGUCAAGGUCCUCUACCAGCCAUGCCUCAGAAGUGGAGAUGAAAAGCUUGCCAGCUCCUGGGAAAGUGACAUCAGUGUCCACUCAUUAACCCUGCCUGCUGCAACCUGUUUGGAGCUGCUGUUGAUACUAUCAAGGAGUAAUGCCAUCCUGCCACCAUCCCUUCGCCAAAUGAAUUCAUUUCAGGUGGCCUUUUUGAAGAUGUAACUGUUGGAACUGAGGCAUCCACCCACCCCCACCAACAGACAGACAGCUCCAGGGCAGAGCACACUGAAGGCCAGCAGUCAGUUCUGUGGGCAUGGAUUAUAAAGACAGGAACCAGGGCUGCAGAAUGACAGUACUGCACUAAAGUUUUGAGUUUACUUGUUUACAUAUAUUAUCUAAGAGAAGGGCUGACUUUAGAUCUUUGAAAACCCAGCACUGUGAAGAAAGUUGUAGUGGCAGGUUGUCAGCAGGGUAAGUAUAGAAGUUACAUUGCUACUUUCCACAGAGAGGAGCAUUCAAAUCUGUGCUGUGUCAGCACCACCUGGAAGGAUAUUAGCUAACAGAGACCCAUCUGUCCUAUGUGGAAUGUGCAAGGAACACCAUUGGUGGAACUCAGUGUAAAUUCUAGGAAAUAAACUUUAAAGAGCUUCUCAGGUUUGUUUAAAACAGAUUUUAAAUAACAAAAAUACAGUGCUUUUUGUACCUUACUCAGAAAAGAUGCUCAGUAAAUGUUUGUUGAAUGAGUAA